CAGAUUGAAUUUGUAAUAAAAUAUGUAAAAAAAAAUUCUCAAGAUGAAAAAUAAUAAAUACAAACACAAAAGUGGUCUGUUUAGUAAGCCUGUUGUAAUGACGUGUGCAGCAGACGUAAAGGUGUUAAAUGAGCUGAUGUCUUUGUGAACUUGCAUAACAGAAGGCUGAGCAGGCUGAGGGGAGGAGCAGGUCUGAGUGAGGACAGAGCCUGUAAAACACGUUCAGCAGAAGCCUCCAAUCCAGUCUGCGUCUGAACCCUGCAGCAGCUGUGACACACACACACACACACACACACACACACACACACAUCACUGUUCUGUCAUCAGGAAACAUUUUUUUAGUUUGUUUUUAUCCGAGCGGGGAUGGAUGCUGCUGGAAGUACCGAGAGAAGUGAGGCGCUGAGCCGGCUGGCGAGGAGCAGCCACACGGCGUUCAUAGACGACAACACGAUGUAUGUGUGGGGAGGAUACCAGGUUAUUGCAGGAGAGGACGUCAUCCUGCCGAGCGAUGAGAUAUGGCUCUGUAAUUUAAACAGCGGCGCGUGGGAGCGGAGGGAGAUCACCGGAGACACACCUCCAGACUUAUCAGACUUCUGCGGCUCUCAUCUUAACGGCAUACUCUACGUCUUCGGAGGAUGUGACCCCAACGGAUACACGAACCAGAUGUACACCCUUGACCUCGCAGAGCAGCAGUUCAAGUGGAGGAAACUGACCGACACCUUAGGAACGACGCCAUCGCCCAGGAACAAACAUUCCUGCUGGAUCCACAGAGACAGAUUAAUCUACUUUGGAGGAUAUGGAUGUAAGACUAUAGGGGAGGUACAAAACACAUCAUCGACAAACUUCAUUGUGGAGGAGAUGUCCUGGACAACAAUUGGAAACACGUUGUUCAGGUGUUGGGGCUGGAACAAUGAAGUCAACGUUUUUGACACACAUACCGCAACGUGGAGCAUGCCAGAGACAAAGGGUCCUGUUCCUGUCCCCAGAGGCUGCCAUGCCAGUGCCUUAGUAGGGAACAAGGGUUACAUCUGUGGCGGUGUGGAGAAGUUGGAGUUGGACAUGUUCUGCUUGGACCUGGAGACCUGGACCUGGACUCAAUUUGACCUCCCACCAUCCUGUUUACCUAUGGGUCGCCUUAUGCACACCAUGACGCCCGUUUCGGAUCACACGCUCUUCAUAUACGGAGGUCUUGGCACGGACGGAAACACUCUUAAUGACGCUUGGCAGUUUAACACGCAGAAGAGAGAGUGGACCAAGUUGUUACACCAACACAAGGACAAGCCCAGGGUUUGUCACACGGCGUGCCUGGGGAGGGACAAUGAUGUGGUUUUGUUCGGGGGAAGCAGCAACAUGUGCAUCCUUGUAGAUUCGGUCGCUGUUCUGAGGUCGCCAUCGCAAAAUCACUGCAAAGACGUGAUCGUCUUCCAGACUCAGCCGUACUCCCUCUUCAGAUUGUGUGAGGACUCUAUGGGGAAAAACCCGGAGCGGUUUGUGAAGCAGCUGAACUGGCUGCCGUCAAAGCUGCGCAGCAAAGUGGAGAAGCGAGUUGCCUUCUUCUCGGCGACCCCUCCGGUUCUCACAGCCUGAAGGGGGACACGUCUCUCUCUCUUUUAGAUUCUUCUGAGCCGGUCAAAUAUCACUGAAUUGUUUCCAUUCUUUGUGUUGGGAAUCUGUGUUUUUGUGUCUCAUGGUUUAAGAAAGAAAAAAGGUGCUAAUGUUGAAUUAUUUUAACUUAAAAAUUAUCUGUAAAUAAAGUUGUGUUUUUUUUUUUUUUGCCUUAUUUUUAAAGACUAGUUUAGAUUAGGGAUGAUUUUACUCUUUAUAGUUAUUUGAUCAUGUGCAAUCUGUUCUUGAAUAAAGGUGUGGAUAUUUUGCACGUAAACUUUGUUGUCAUUUCCUAAAAUAAGAAUGCAUCGUCUUGAUCUUAAAAUAAAACACAAUACAAAGUUUGA
Molecule: messenger RNA, 1952 nt
Organism: Labrus bergylta (ballan wrasse)
Lineage: Eukaryota; Metazoa; Chordata; Actinopteri; Labriformes; Labridae
Product: kelch domain-containing protein 1
Molecular function (GO): protein binding
Source: RefSeq, a predicted model, not a curated record